This is a messenger RNA of Penicillium daleae, 663 nucleotides long. RefSeq lists its product as uncharacterized. Lineage: Eukaryota; Fungi; Ascomycota; Eurotiomycetes; Eurotiales; Aspergillaceae. The coding region runs from base 1 to 663 and encodes 220 amino acids. The transcript has a single exon. The record is from RefSeq and is a predicted model, not a curated record.
AUGGAAGAUACUCCUGAAAGUAAGAUCUAUCAGCCGGGUCAGCUUGCUCAGUGGCUAUUCUUCACAAAUGCACGCGGCGAGGAGACCGACCCGGACUCGGCGAUUGGCAUAGCGCUGGAAGGGGACUGGGAGCGGCUGGAACCCCAUGCGGCGGCGCUUCUAGGCGAUACGUCGGCCGGGGCGUACGACCGAUUCCUUGCAAUGUCCGCACUGGCUCGCUGGGCCUCGCCGACUGGUUAUGAGGCAGUCCGCGCGGCGGCGGAAGAUCCUGAUGCACAACCCUGGCGGGGUAUGUCGAUCGAUCGACUACAUAGCCUGGACAACACCUUCGCGCUGCUCACCGAGUCCGUUGCGAGCAGCCGGGAUGAGGCCCAGGAACGCGGCACCUCCGCAGAGCGGCUAACGGCGCUCGCGGCGCUGAUCAGCAUCGCCCACCAGGUGUACUUCGAGCAUAAUAUCUCCCGCUCGUGUCUCUAUGACGAAGACAUCGAGCAGUUACGCGAGCCGAUCGAGACGCAGAUCGAGCGUGGUCUGGCUGCGCUAGGUGCAGCCCAGACUCCGUUACCGCAGUGGGUGGACGACCAGGUUGAGGAGCUCAUCCAGGCGCUGAGAUUGGUGGACGAGAAUGCUGCGGACGCCUAUAAGGCGCGGUUGGGUAGUUGA